This is a messenger RNA of Daldinia loculata, 3129 nucleotides long. RefSeq names its product glutamine synthetase/guanido kinase. Gene Ontology annotation, molecular function: hydrolase activity; glutamine synthetase activity. NCBI's taxonomy places the organism in Eukaryota, Fungi, Ascomycota, Sordariomycetes, Xylariales, Hypoxylaceae. The record is from RefSeq and is a predicted model, not a curated record. The transcript is spliced from 2 exons. Bases 356 to 2974 code for a protein of 872 amino acids.
ACUUAACACCCUUCCCUUGAGGUUGACAGUUAUUCAUUGGAGCGUCUUAUCUUUUUAAUAGCCUAACUAUCGUAAACCAAUACCUCUUUUUGUUAAACUUGCACUGCCUACUUUGUAUACCAGGAGGUAAGUACACACGGUAGGAGGUACCUAAUCUAUCUAAAAUAGCACGCCUUAUACCUCCUUUACGGUACCUGGCAUAAGCGAACGUCGUGCACUCACCGCAAUCUCAUCUGCAAUGUCCAACCCUAAAUCAUUUUGUUCUUAAUAACAUUAUUCAUUAUUCAUUAUUCAUUAUUAACAAACUUAACCGUUCCAACACUGAGAGGAUAGGUCGUCAAAUAAAACCACCAAGAUGGCCUUAGCCUACAACCAUUUGAAGCUGCUCAAUGCCGCUAUUGACACCACACCCCUCAUUGAUAACCAUGCUCACCCGCUACUCACCGCCGAGAAUGUGGGUAAGCACCCAUUAUUAUCUAUUGCUACCGAAGCAAACGGGGCCGCACUCCAAGACUCCAAGAAAAGCCUUGCUCAUCUUCGGGCCGUGAAACACUUAUCAAAUAUUCUUAGAUGCGAGCAGACAUGGGAAGCUGUAGAAGCUGCCGUCGAGCGGAAACGGCUCGAAUCGCGCGAUGCUUGGAUAAAGCGCUGCCUUGACGGCAUCGAGACUAUUCUGAUCGAUGACGGACUAGAUGUGCAGGGGCAAGCUGAGACUUAUUCGUGGCAUGACCAAUUCACCAGGAGCAAAUGCAAGCGCAUCGUCAGGAUUGAGACUGUAGCAGCGGAUAUCAUAGCUAAGAACUAUAUUGCGCACGAUGAGGACACUUUUGCCACGAGCUGCAAUAUAGUACAUUUCGAACGCCUGAUGACAAAUGAGAUUAUGCAGCUUGCUGCGGAUCCCAAUGUUGUUGCUUUUAAGUCCAUCGUCUGUUAUCGAACUGGGCUGGACUUUUUUUCUUUGAAGGACAUAAACCUUCAGCAUGCGGGAAACGCUCUCGAGAGCAUUGUCAGCACGGGAGUGACGUCUGGGACACCCGUUUCUGGCUUCUCGCUGCGGAAGAGAAUAGCUGAUUCGUCCCUGAACAGCCUGAUCGUCCAUAUCGCCGCUAACGUCGCUCGAUAUCACGGGAAGCCAAUCCAAUUCCACACAGGUCUCGGUGAUAACGACAUUACGUUAACCAAGUCAUCGCCGUCUCAUCUACAAACUUUCAUCGAAGAGUAUCCUACACUCCAGAUCGUACUUCUCCACGCAGGCUAUCCUUGGACAAGAGAGACGGCGUACCUGGCAGCUAUGUAUCCGAACGUCUAUGCUGAUAUCGGCGAGGUGUUCCCCUGUAUCAGCCGUCAGGGCCAGGAAAGCGUCCUGAGAGAAAUGCUAGAGGUAUGCCCGUGGUCUAAGAUCCUCUGCAGUACAGACGGACAUGGGUUUCCGGAGAUGUACUUGACCGCGACGACUCAGCUCCGCUCGGUUCUCAAGACGGUAUUAGGAGACUUGGUACAGACUCAGCAGCUUGAUGAAAAACAAGCCGUACAGCUCGUUCAAGAUAUUUUGUUUUACAAUUCCAAAAAGCUCUACAGACUUGAGACGGAAUCUACUCUCCUCAGUCUUGCGCAGUUAUCAACCGUCUCAACUACCAACUGGAGUAACCACACAAUUAUCCAGAAGCUUCAGAGCAUGAAUGCCAAGUAUUUACGCAUCUACUGGCACGACUACACUUCCAGCAACAAAUGCCGACUUAUCCCAAUCAAGCAGGUGUUCAAGACGCUGUCAAGUGGUAAACCCCUGACUUUAUCUCUCGCCAAAGCCAGUUUUGGGAUGACGCAGAUUGAUGUGUUGAUUCCCCAAGUAUCAGCGACUGGCAUGUACACAGCCCAUCCAGAUUGGUCGAGUCUGAAAUCUGGCCCCGUCGAUGGUCAUGUUAGCUGUUACGCAUACUUCACGGAACUGGACGGCUCGGAGGCGAUAUUGUGCCCGAGAACAAUCCUGCGUAAUGCGGUUCAGAAAGCAGCGUAUCAAGGAUUAAGCUUCCUCCUCGGUUUCGAGGUCGAGUUCCUCGUCAUGGAACGUAAUCCAAAAAGAUUUGGCUUGAACAAAUUUAGAACAGUACAUAAUGACGGUCACAGCUGGUCGAUGGCGAGAGCAUUCGCUGAUUGGGGCCGUGAGGGAAGCUUUGCCACAGCCAUUGACGAGAUCCUGGAUAGUCUAGACGCGGCAGGUAUCGAGGUUGACCAGUUCCAUCCCGAGAACGCGCCAGGUCAAUUCGAACUGGUACUUUCGCCACUGCCGCCACUGGAAGCCUGCGACAGCGUACUCCAUGCGCGACAGAUCCUCGAAUCCGUCUCGGCGCGCCACGGGUUCUGGGUAACACUUCACCCUAAGCCGUUCCCUACAAAAUGCGGAUCAGCCUCGCACAUGCACAUGUCCAUCUCGUCACCCGGAGGCGACCAGCCGGAGGUUUACGAGUCAUUCUAUGCCGGCAUCCUAGAACAUUUCCGUGCCAUCAUCGCAUUCACGAACAGCAACAUAACGAGUUACGAGCGUAUGGUGGAUAGUGCCUGGGCUGGUGGACGAUGGAUUACUUGGGGCACGCAAAAUAAGGAGUUGCCACUACGUAAGAUCGAGGGCAGCCACUGGGAACUUAAAGUCCUCGACGGCUUAGCAAACCCGUACUUCGCUGUCGCGGCGCUUCUGACCGCCGGUACGGAUGGUGUCCGGAGAAAGGCACCCCUAACCUGGAAAGACUGCGCAGGGGAUCCCGCCCGCUUUACUGCGGAAGAGAGGGCUGAGUUGUGUAUCGAAAAGAUGUUUCCGGCAGACUUACGGGAAGCUCUACAGGCGCUCCAUUCGGACGAUAGUCUCGGCCUUGACCCCGAGUUUGUGCAGCGAUAUGUCGAUAUUAAGGAGGCUGAGCUGGCAAUGCUGGAGCCUAUGACGCCUGAAGAGCGGCGCGACUGGAUAAUGGAGAGAUAUUGAGAGUAAAAAAAAGAACAUAAAUGAUAGAAUAGAAUCUAACGGAGUGGGUUAUUAGAUUAUCGGUCUAUGUAAGGUAUAGAUCAUAUAACUGAUCCCAUGGUUUUGGAUAUCUCGACUGUAGAAGGUCACGUUGACUAGAUGGGACACAAAAGCGU